UGCCGUUUCUGGCCGGCAGAGGGCGACAGACUCCAGGGAAUCUCCGGGAAUUCGGGAAUUCCCAUCCCCGCUCCUUCCCCAUCAUCAUCCUCACCCGGCGGGGGAUUUUCAGGGGUGGAAAUUUCCCAAAAUCCCCAUUCCUGCCCCGCCGGAAUUCCAAAAUAUUGAUUCAUGUACUACGCUGCUGGAAGCGGGGAGCCCACCGCGAGGUUAAUUAUUAAUUAACUGUGGUUAAUGAGCCGUGAGAGCUCCGCGGAUCCCUGGAUCCAGCCUGGAAGGCCAAUCGGAACGGCGGCACGUGGCGCUGCCUCCGCACCGCCGCAUCCGAUUGGUGGGAGAGCGGGAGCUCCGGGAGGAGCGCGCUUUGAUUGGCCGAGGGGAGGGAACUGAGGCGGUGAUUGGCUGGGGCGGGGAAGGCGGAAGUGGAGAGGCGGUAACGGAAAAGAUGCAGGUCGCUCCCCAGGAUUACCAGAAUGUUCCCAUCGACAUCCAGACCAGCAAACUCAUGGACUGGCUGCUGGACCGGCGGCACUGCGGGCGCCGCUGGCAGGCGCAGGUGCAGGCGGUGCGGGAGCGGAUGCAGGCGGCGCUGCAGGACAUGCCCGAGCACCCCGAGAUCCGAGAGCUGCUGCGGGGCUCCUUCCUGCACUACUUCCACUGCCUGCGCAUCGUGGAGAUCCUCAAGGGCACCGAGGCCUCCACCAAGAACCUCUUCGGGCGCUACUCCUCGCAGAGGAUGAAGGACUGGCAGGAGAUCGUGUCCCUGUACGAGAAGGAGAACGCUUACCUGGCCGAGCUCUGCAGCCUGCUGGGGCGCAGCGUCAGCUACGAGGCGCCGGCGCUGCGGCGGCAGCUGGGCCGGUGGCAGCAGGCGCAGCAGGAGCUGGCGCGGCGCGAGGACGAGUGCCAGCUGCGGGCCGGGGAGCUGAGAGAGAGAUUCCUGGGCUGCUGCCGCCAGUACGGCAUCAGCGGGCAGGACGUGCGCCGGGAGCUGCUGGCUCAGGUGCAGGCGCUGCCGUCGCUGCUGUCCCGCGUCGGGGACGGCGCCAGCGCCCUCGGGGACGCCAUCGAGCUGUACGAGGCCAGCGUGGCCUUCGUGUGUGACAGCCCCGGUGUCCCGGUGCUGCCGCUGCUGCGGUUCGUCGCUGCGCACGGGAACUGCUCCGUGUUCCGCUGGCGCACGGGGCGGGAGCCGCGGCUGCUGCAGCGCCCCGAGCUGCGGGAGGAGCCGGAGCCGCCCCCCGAGGACACGAUCGAUUGGGGGGAUUUCCCCGCGGAGCCGCCCCAGGGCGGGGACAGCGACUGGGGCAUCACGGUGGAGCCCAGCCCCCAGGGGGACGAUGGCAUCGAUUGGGGCGAUGGAGAGAAGGGGAAAAUCACAGCAGAGCCCAGCCCCCAUGGGGACGAUGGCAUCGACUGGGGCGAUGGAGAGAAGGGGACAGUCACAGCGGAGCCCAGUCCCCAGGAUGGCAUCGAUUGGGGCGAUGGAGAGAAGGGGACAGUCCCAGCAGAGCCCAGCCCCCAGGAGGACGAUGGCAUCGACUGGGGUGACGGAGGGGGACAGGAGGGGACAAUCACAGUGCUGGAGGCUGGAACUGAGGCCCCCGAGGACGUGGCCCGCGGCUCGGACGCGCUGACCGUGCUGGAGAGCGCCGAGACUCGGAACCAGUUCAUCGACGAGCUGAUGGAGCUGGAGCUGUUCCUGGCGCAGCGGCUGCUGGAGAUGGAGGACGAGGCCGACGUGGUGGCCAUGAGCCAGCUGCAGCUGGCCCCGGCCGUGCUGCAGGGCCAGAGCAGCGAGCGGGUGCGGGCCCUGCUGGCCACGACGCGGGAGCUGCUGGCCCAGCUCUGCUCCCGCAGCGUGCAGCACCUCUGCAUGAUCCUCGCCUCGCCCAGGUACGUGGAGCGGGUGUCGGCGCUGCUGCGGCAGAAGCUGCUCCAGGCCGAGCUGCUGCUGGCCAAGAGGGAGGCGCUGGCCCAGCAGCGGCGCCAGGCGCUGGCCGAGCAGGCGGCGCUGGAGCCCCGACUGCAGCAGCUGCAGGACAGGGCCAAGGAGCUCCAGAAACUGAUCGAGGCCGACCUCUCCAAGCGCUACGGGGGGCGCCCCGUGAACCUGAUGGGAAUCAACCUGUGACCCCCAGAGGGGUCCCCAAGGGGGUCCUGCCCCUCCCAGACCCCCUGCCCAGCCCUGGGGGGCUGCUGGGUUUGGGGGUGUUGGGGAAUAAACACAAAUUUUGUCUGAAA
Oenanthe melanoleuca is the source of this 2244-nucleotide messenger RNA. RefSeq names its product CDK5 regulatory subunit associated protein 3 (gene CDK5RAP3). Lineage: Eukaryota; Metazoa; Chordata; Aves; Passeriformes; Muscicapidae. Bases 446 to 2134 code for a protein of 562 amino acids. Gene Ontology annotation, biological process: regulation of cyclin-dependent protein serine/threonine kinase activity; regulation of mitotic cell cycle. Gene Ontology annotation, cellular component: endomembrane system. The transcript is spliced from 18 exons. The record is from RefSeq and is a predicted model, not a curated record.